UUAGGGCCACCUUACAGAAUGGGAACAUCAGUGACAGCACACAUACCUCAAUAGAAGUAAUAGGACAACCAAGGAUAGACGUGUCAACAUGUACCCCGACCGACGUAAUUGCAAAGCUUGGAGAGCACCACAACGGAACCUCGAUGACCACUAAUGACGAAACACCGAGAAAAAAGGAUGGGAUGCAAAUAACGAUGACGUAUGAAUACUGGAAGAAAGCAGCAAAAAGUUAUUCCAGUAAGACCGCGAAGGAAUACUCCAACAAGGACGAAGCUACAGCAGCCGAACUUGACGAAAGAAACAACGUUGAGAUCGAAGAGUGCAACAACGGAGGGAAGAGUCACGACCCAUGUAAAAAAGAACCCCCACAAGAACCGGAAAAUGACGACCCUACUGGAAUUCCGAAAGAACAUUGUAGCACGGAGCUGGUGCACGAAAAUGUGAAACUUACCGGUAGAAAAGCUCUGAUGAACACCGUAGAGCCAGGAACAAAUGACGAUGAAACCUCGAGAGAAUGCCAGAACAACAACGGAAAAAGGGAAGGCAGAUCAAGGGAAAUCGAGGGGUUAGUAUUACAGGACCCAAAUAUGAGACAUCAUCAAGAGGGAAAGAGGGACCGACCUGAAGGUAUGCCACCACGCGUCGAAGCGGAAGGGAACCAGGAUGAAGGUACAUGUCCCGAGCCGCGAAGAGGAGCCGCACCGGUAGGCAAUCAUGUUGGUGAAGCUGCCCCCCUAGAGGAUGAUGCAACGAAAGAGGGUCAAGGGCUACCCCACGAUAAGUUUAAGGUUGCCCAAAACGACAUGGAACAGAACGUCAGCGAUGAAACAACUGGAUGCAUGCUACGACAUACAUCCAGAAAGGCAAAGAAUAAACGCCGAAACCCGUAUGCGAUCAUAACGACACUCAACCCGUCCAGCGCAAAAGAUCAGUUCGCCCCAACGGAUAGUUCAGGAGGAGACGACGGAUUAGCAACCAAUCGUCUUCACAGUAGGAUGAAUGAACAAACAGGAGAUAAGUUGCAAUCUACUGUAGGAAACAGCAAGGGGAAACGAUAUGAAAAGUUGGACAUGGGAGUGACAGUCACACCAGCAGACCCGUCCAGCACGAAAGAUCCACCAAUCCCAACGGACCAUCGAGACCAAGGAGGAGGGCUCGAUGUGAAGAUUGGAAACGGAAAUGGGAAUAAGGACGCCACACCAAUAAACUCCGACGCACUGGCGAAAAAAGAAUUUGAAGCUAGUAGACACGAACACAUGAUGGGAGAACAAUGGAACUGGGAUGACGAAGCAACCAUGACGUGCCUAGUGGAGAACGCACCUACGAUAACACCAAUGUAUGCGCCUAUGGAACGAUUGUCUGACAUCCCUGCCCCGUACCGGAAAGUCACUAGACGAAAACAGAUCAUAAUACGAUGGAG
Messenger RNA from Acaulospora morrowiae, 1420 nucleotides. Lineage: Eukaryota; Fungi; Glomeromycota; Glomeromycetes; Diversisporales; Acaulosporaceae. The record is from the annotation of a GenBank genome assembly.